This is a messenger RNA of Pelecanus crispus (Dalmatian pelican), 1744 nucleotides long. The record is from RefSeq and is a predicted model, not a curated record. NCBI's taxonomy places the organism in Eukaryota, Metazoa, Chordata, Aves, Pelecaniformes, Pelecanidae.
GGCCGAUUACUGGAAAUCUCAGCCAAAAAAAUUCUGCGAUUACUGCAAGUGCUGGAUAGCAGACAACAGACCUAGCAUUGAGUUUCAUGAAAGAGGAAAGAAUCAUAAAGAAAAUGUGGCAAAAAGAAUUAGUGAGAUUAAAAAGAAAAGCUUGGAAAAAGCGAAAGAAGAAGAAAACAUGUCAAAAGAAUUUGCAGCAAUGGAGGAGGCUGCAAUGAAAGCAUAUCAAGAGGAUUUGAAAAGGCUUGGAAUUAAGCCAGAUGAUGUAGGUCCCAGUUCAACACAGAGUAAAACACAGAGUACCACAGUGGAAACUAAAGGAAAGAAAGAAAAGAAGGAGAAGAAGGAAAAGAAGGAAAAGAAAGAAAAGAAAAAAAAGACACCUCAGGACACCUCAGUGCCAUCAAAAAUUGAAACGAAGGAGUGGGUGCAAGGAUUUUCUCCCGAAGGCUAUACAUAUUACUACAACACAAGAACAGGAGAAUCACAGUGGGAGAAACCUAAAGGAUUCCAAGGCAACUCUCAAAACUCACAAACGGCAGCAGAGUGGGUAGAAGGUGUCACUGAAGAUGGUCAUACCUAUUACUAUAACACACAAACAGGAGUAUCCACAUGGGAGAAACCGGAUGGUUUUGUGUCAUCGUCAAAUGAGAAGAGUCAACGUGACAAGCAUUCUGAAGAGCUUUCAGAAACAGAUUCCAAAGCAUCUGAAUCAGACUCAGAAGAUAGUGAAAAAGAAGCCCAGGGUUCAGAAACAAAGUCCAAGAGGAAAGGAGAUAAUGGUGAAGAAUCAGAGGAAGGGAAAAAAUCUGCCAAAGCUAAAAAGUUAAGUCCUUAUGGGAAAUGGCGAGAAGUUAAGCCCGAAGAAACUGUUGAUAAAGAGGAGAGUACCUCAGCUUCCCAAGAAUCCUCCAGUGAUGCACCUAACAAGACCAACCCUUAUGGAAAAUGGAAAGCAAUUAAGGAAGAAGAAGAAGAAGAAGAAGAAGAACCAUGUGAAAAAGUGGACCUGGAGCUUCCUAGUACAGAGAGUGACAAUCUACCACCUCCAGUGCUAGAGGUUCCAGAAGAUGCGACAGUGAUAUUUAAAGAGAAGACAGUCACCUCCCUUGGAGACCUGACAGAAGGGGUGCCAACAUUUAAAAAGAGGAAAUUUGAAAAUGGCAAAUCUAGAAACUUAAGACAAAGACUAAGUGAUCAGUAAUACUUAACAAAUCAUUUUAGAUUCUGUUUAAGCUAGAGUGAAUUAAAAGUUUAAUAUUUUAAACAGGCUUUUAUAAAGAAAAUGUUGGAUAGAAAUUAAGGAUUUAUAGGUAUUAAAACAUAUGUGAGUUGUAAUAUUUUUUUAUUUUAUUUUGAUGUGAUUGAUUUUGCAAUGGAAGUUUGUGUUACAUUACUUAUGCAAUAUUGUAAAUACAUUUAUUUUUUAUUUUAACCAUGCCAUCCAAGUUUAAUUUGCUCUGUGUAUGCUGUUUUAAAUAUAUUGUGUAAGGUUUUUUACUCCUUUUCUAAGUAUGGGAGAAUGUAGUAAUCCUUAAUCUAGCAGAAAUUAUGCAGACCUUUUAUUUUUACAGAGGAACUGGAUCAAUAGCGUGUACUAGAGAGUAAAAUCAUCCCCCGAGAUCAUUUAUGUGGAGUAGUUUCCCAACUAAUGAGUAAAAAUAUUGUGCUUACUAACCCUUGGCUAAUCGCUUGCAAAAGAGUAGGUGGUGAGAGUGCCAGCAUUUCAAAUAGAUCAUUUGAA